AUGCCACCGCCCCUGCACCCACGCAGUUUCCUCACAUCCUCCCUCUUCGCCACCACGGUCUUCGCCUCAUUUUUCGUCGUCGCUCUACCGCACAUCCUACCCUGUCCCGCGCCGCGAGUCGCGUAUGCUGAUGGGGAAAUGCAAAUGCAAGGGGGUGCGGACGGCCAACCACGCAAACGACGGAGACGGAGGAAGUGCGUGGGUGAGGGUGAAGCUGGUGAAGGGGGGGAGAAUAAGGGGGUUGUAGAUGAGAGGGAGAGCGCUGAGGAAGAGGAUGCGAGGCGGGGGCAAAGGGAUAGCAAGAGUAAAAGGGAGUGUCCGGUGCCGAAGCCGGGGGGUGUGGUAGGGACGUUACUGGGGUUUAGGGGAGCUGGAGGGGGAGCUGGAGGGGAGGAGGAGGAGGAGGAGGA
Messenger RNA from Lachnellula hyalina, 410 nucleotides. RefSeq lists its product as uncharacterized. The record is from RefSeq and is a predicted model, not a curated record. Gene Ontology annotation, biological process: mitochondrial respiratory chain complex IV assembly. NCBI's taxonomy places the organism in Eukaryota, Fungi, Ascomycota, Leotiomycetes, Helotiales, Lachnaceae. Gene Ontology annotation, cellular component: mitochondrial matrix. The annotation marks the transcript as partial. The transcript has a single exon.